This is a messenger RNA of Kogia breviceps (pygmy sperm whale), 1221 nucleotides long. It is a transcript of the gene C12H12orf60, whose product is annotated as chromosome 12 C12orf60 homolog. The record is from RefSeq and is a predicted model, not a curated record. NCBI's taxonomy places the organism in Eukaryota, Metazoa, Chordata, Mammalia, Artiodactyla, Physeteridae.
UUCAGAUUUUAUCAUGAAGUGAAAACUCCAGUUUCUGACUUUGAAUUUAGAAGAUCACCAACUACAUCCCCAUUCAGAUAUUUAGUGCUGAAACAUUUCUGCUGAAGAAAUGUCUUCAGGGUCAGAAAAGGAUAAAGAGAGGCUUGUUCAAGCUGCCAAAACGUUCUUCUUUCACAUGCAAGAUCUUGCUUCCUUCACAAAUGCACUCACCGAAUUGUUUAACAGCAGUAUGAACACUCAGAUCUUCUUGAUGGCUGUGAAAGAAGAUGGUAAUGUUAAGGAUGUCUUUGAACAGAUGCUCAAAACUUUUUUUUUUUUUUUGCGGUAUGCGGUGGUGGCAAAGCAGGACAAAAUGCAAAGUGAACCUUUAUGUUCCAAGAUUGCAACAGCUACGUGCUCUAUGCUUGAGAAGAGUAGCAGUGUAAAGGAGUUGCAACAGUCAGCCAAAGAAAUGUUCAAAAAUGUCCAUACACUGGUCAUUGCCUCUGUGCUGAAUAAUGGUAACAACCUUGAGAGUUUGGAAUCUCUUUCACUCUUGAUGAAAAAUCCCAUCAUGAAUCUUCAGUUAAGUGACUUCUAUAGAAAAGACACCAAAGAGCAAUCAGAUGAUAUCACAUCUGAGAAAAGCCCAAGUCCUGGUCCAUCCAAAGCCACUACAAUGGAUACCUUGAAAAAGUUGCAGGAUGCACUAAACACUGAGAAUGCCAAGGAUACCAUUGAGUCAGCUGCAGAUCAGAUGGAGCAAAUUGUCAGAACUAUGGGACCAAUCUUAGAGAUCCUCCAAAAAGCCAUAAAAACAAUGGAAACCAAGUUUUCUGUGUUUAAGAAAGCCAAGGAGUAGUAGGAGUGCAACAGUAGGGCUCAUUUCUGUCAGAAAACCAAUUCAAAUCCUGCGAGUUUUUAUAGUACUUUCUAAGACCUUGGAUGCCAGACAUGUGGUCUGCUGGGACAUGAGUUUGAAGAAUAGUCACCUGGCAAACCAUUUACCUCAAGUUUUGCUUUAUUCAAAUAAAAAUAAAUAGUCAAAGAAACCCUGCUUGAAAUGGCAGUUACUGAAAAGAAUAUAUUGUUCAAAAAAAUCAAGUAUGAUAUUAUAUUUGAGGUUGUUUCUAAACAUUGUAUUUCAUCUUAAAGCAUAAUUGAAAUAACCCUCAACUAAUUCCCACUCUUAGUAAUUCUAUUUCUAGUUCCUACAGUGAGAGUUCCAGGUAAAUGUAUACA